AUGAAUGGUAGAGUCCAAGGUAACUUUCUUGGGAGGAAGGGUCUUAGACAAGGAGACCCAAUUUCUCCUUUGCUUUCUGUUCUUGUUAUGGAGUAUUUUACUAGGCUUCUCAUUGAAGCUACUCAAACUAAGGAUUUCAAAUAUCACCCUAGUUGUAAGAAGCUGAAGUUGGUGAUCCUUUGUUUUGUUGAUGAUUUGGUGCUGUUUUGUAAGGGAGCUGAUGCAUCUGUUCAGAUUAUUAAAGAUUCCUUCAAGUCUUUUAGUCUUGCCUCUCGUUUAACAGCCAAUCUAGAUAAAUCUCGGGUUUAUUUUGGGGGUAUGGCAGAGAAAGAGACCAAGAGUAUUCUAGAGCGACUUCACUUUGCUGAAGCUACUUUCCCUAUAAAGUAUCUUGGAAUUCCUCAUAGACCUACGAAGUGGAAAGCAGGGGACUGUGCAGCAAUAAUAAAAAAGAUCCACAUGAAGCUUCAUCAUUGGUCCAGUCGUCAUUUGUCCUUUGCUGGGAGAGCUCAGCUUAUCAACUCUGUGUUAUUGGGGAUAGAUGCCAUUUAUCUUAAAGGGGAAAGUUUCUGGGAUUACAAAAUUCAUUCUGAUGUGAGCUGGUACUGGUGUAAGUUGGUUAAUCUGAAAUCUGUUAUCACUGCUGAGGUGCUGGAAAAGUCAGUUAAGAACAACAAAGUUAAUGUUAGCAAUCUUUAUGUUCAGCUGCUAAACAAGGAAAAGGUUUCAUUUGCUCAUGUGGUUUGGUGCAAUCUGACUUUGCCCAAGCACAAAUUUAUCUUAUGGCAAGCUACUUUAGGUCAUUUACUGACCACAAACAACUUGGUGCGGUGCCACAUGCAGUUGAAUUCUGUUAUGUGCCCGACUUGUGAUAUGCAGCAGGAAAGCCACGACCAUCUGUUCUUUCAGUGCCAGUUUUCUCAGUUGGUGAGAAUUCGAAUUGCUGAAUGGCUGGGGAAUGCUAUCUGGCCAGUUCAGUUUAAAGAUCGGUCUUCUUGGAUGAUGGGGAAGCCUAAGGGUCUGAAGAAAAUGCUGGCAGCAGCAGCUUUAGCUGCUUCAGUCUAUCUGAUUUGGUGGAAUAGGAACAAUUGUCUGUUUAAUUUUUGUUCUAUGACUGUGGAUAAAUUUAUUUAUUUGUUAAAAGUUUACUUGAAAGCUAGAGUUGCUAAACUGUCUAGGACUAAGUUGAAGAGCAAAGAUUUAGCUUUCCUUGAGAAAUUAAGUCUCAUGUAA
Molecule: messenger RNA, 1233 nt
Organism: Humulus lupulus (European hop)
Lineage: Eukaryota; Viridiplantae; Streptophyta; Magnoliopsida; Rosales; Cannabaceae
Exons: 2
Coding region: 1-1233 (410 amino acids)
Source: RefSeq, a predicted model, not a curated record